This is a messenger RNA of Cuscuta campestris, 2458 nucleotides long. The record is from the annotation of a GenBank genome assembly. NCBI's taxonomy places the organism in Eukaryota, Viridiplantae, Streptophyta, Magnoliopsida, Solanales, Convolvulaceae.
CAUUUACUUGGGCCAAAGCCCUACCCAAUCUCCCAACUCCCAAUCCUUUCGGUCCCAGAAGCCAGACCUUCAGAACCCUUUGCAGCGGCUAAUCUGUGAAUCGGAGCACAUGCAGAGACGAGCACAGGCUAUGAGACGGAGAGACGGAGCUUCCGGGGCAUACACGACGAGGUCGAGCUUCUGAAGCGCUGCGUGACCAGUGGUGUCCGGACACGAAUUCCCCUAUCGCAACUCGUCUCUGGCCCGUCAAUCCCUGGAACUCUGUGAAACCUGAUUUGAAGCAAUGAGAAGGCUUUCAAAAAGUUCCAGAAUCACAUUCAAAAAUGUGAGGGACUUUGAAUCAAACAAAGGUAUGAGAUGUGAUGAAAAAACUUCUUUUGGGUGGGCUCACUACUUAAUUUCACUACACAAUAUUUCCCUAAAUCAAAAAAAUACCCCUGGCUUUGUUUCUUGCUGAUUUUUGAGCCAGAUUCAAGUAUAUCACACUGUACUCUCAUUAGAGGCUAAACGUUCAUGCAAAUAAGUUAAUCAAUACAUACAAACGUGUGUGUGUGUGUGUCUAUAUAUAUAUAUAUAUGUGUGUGUGUGUGUGUGUGUGUGUGUGUGUGUGUGUGUAGUUCCGAAAUGAGUUCGGAUUCGGCAUCAUGGUUGUGCCGUCCGGUAAGGGAAUGAGUUCCGAAAUUCCGGUGGAAACCUCUUCGGUAGCCAUGGUUGUGCCGUCCUCACCACUACCCUUCAGGGCAAGUGUAGGGGCGGCAACCAUGACGUCAUUUUCAAUGCCGAGCUCGAUCUUCGGGUCGGCCCCUCGACCCAUUCCCGGGCUCGAAACCACGGGGGAUCACCCCGUCGGUAAUUCGAACCCGUUUCUCAGACCGACUACGGCUUCGGCCUCGACGGUCAACUUUGGACCGAACGCGGGCUUUCCCACACCGGUCAACGUAGGACCGAACACGAGUUUCCCCACACCGGUCAAUCCAUUCGUUGGACCCCAUUGGGCGACUAACGGGCCUUUCCUCCACACGCCCAAUGCAGUUGGGCCGAUUUCGGUGCCCGCUAAUUCGGUUCAAAGGCCACUGAAGUUCAAUAGGACUAACUUCAAGAUGUGGCAACAAAAGAUGAUGUUCUUCUUGACCGUCCUGGGAUUUGCUGAGUACCUACAGCAAGACCCCCCCCAGCCCAAUGAAGCCAACGACCCCCUUGUGGCGAUGGUGAACCAAGUGUGGUACCACAACAACUAUCUCGCCAUAAAUACUAUUCUUGAAGGGCUGGGAGAUACGUUGUACCCCGUCUAUGCCAGUGCUAAGCUUGCAAAAGAGCUUUGGAACGGCUUGAACAAGAAAUAUCAAGCUGAAGAUGCCGGCACGAAGAAGUUCAUCGUCGGGAAGAUGCUGGACUACAAGAUGAAAGUAGGCGUCAGUGAGGAAUUCCAAGUGGCAGCCAUCAUCCACAAACUUCCCCGAUCGUGGGAAGACUUCCAAGUCGACCUCAAGCUCAAAAGAACAGAGCUAAACCUGGAGCAACUGCUCACACGACUGAGAAUCAGAGAGGAGGGGCUUGCUAGAAGAAGUGGAGGUGCGAAGGCGAAUGUUGUAGAACAUCCGUCGGGCUCUUCACAUGGCGGGAAGGACAAAAAGAAGAUGGGUCCUAAAGGUGGAGUUUCUAAACUUGCAGGAAAGUGCUACAAUUGUGGAAUUACCGGGCAUCGUUCCUCUGAUUGUAGGAAAAAGAAGCCACAAAAGGGAAUGAAGAAAACCACUGAAGCCAUGUGUGCGGAGCUUGAAAACUUGGACCUCUACGCGGUUGUCACCGAGGCAGUCCAAACGGCUAUAGCUUCCAUUACUCAUGAUUUGGAGAAUAGAACAAUUCAUUGCAAGGAAGUGCAAUCAAAUGGUCAAAAAGUGGAAGAAAUUAUAGUCUCUGGUCACACUGCCAUUCCAAGCAAAGAGGAGACUUCUAGUACCCAGCAACAGCUAGUUCUUCUAGACGGUCAAGAUGACGGUCAGUUUAAGACAGCUCCGGAAGUGCAAGACACAAGUUUGGAUGUACCUAUUCUAACAGAGAUUAAUUUAUUAAUGAUUGAUGAAAUAGAAGAUAAAUCAGCAAGAGGUGAUCUACAAAAAGAAUUUGAGCUUCUUUUGCCCUUGUUUGAACAACAUAUUAACGAGGAUUUUGAGCAAGCUCUUUGGGUCAUUAAAGAAGCAAUACGCUCCCCUUUCGUCAAGGAGAAGAUUCAGAAGGGCCUAGUUACGACACUGGAGGGUAAAGCACUCAAAGCUAAAAGGGAUGCUAUGAAGAGUGCACAAUCCAUUCGGGCAAUUAAGUUGAGAUGUACACGACAUCCGGUUCUGCUUUGCUGUGCAAACAUUGACGAACCAAUUAUAAGGACCAUGUGUGCUCACCUCAUUGACUAUGAGUGAUCGGGAGGACAUCUUUGGUGGAAUCAAGUGGAGGUAUUGUC